Molecule: messenger RNA, 1674 nt
Organism: Arthroderma uncinatum
Lineage: Eukaryota; Fungi; Ascomycota; Eurotiomycetes; Onygenales; Arthrodermataceae
Product: polyamine transporter 1
Exons: 6
Coding region: 1-1674 (557 amino acids)
Biological process (GO): transmembrane transport
Molecular function (GO): transmembrane transporter activity
Source: RefSeq, a predicted model, not a curated record
AUGUCUUCAUCCCUGCCCCAGAUACCAAAAGUGGCGGAGAGCGACAAGGCCUCGACUAUUGUUCCGCCGACUCAUGACGAUAAUGAUAAUACCCCAGAAAAAUCCUCGGUGCCCUGCUCAUCAUCAGAAGACAACGUCCAGGUCGACGACAAGUCCGAUAAUACUGAACUAAAUGAAACCGUAACUCCAGUUCAAAUUGACAAUGCAGACAUUGAGAAGGGGACUCCCAAAGAAACAACAAAACGAGUUCCGGAGGGUUAUAAGGAGUAUGACGACCCUAAUAUAGUUAACUGGGAUGGUCCAGACGACCCUGCACAUCCACAGAAUUGGCCAUCAAUGAAGAAGGUCGUCAUCGUUUGCUCGAUUGGCCUCAUCACGCUAUUGACCCCUCUUGGAUCCUCGAUGUUUGCGCCUGGAGUGGGAGAAGUCAUGAAGGAGUUCAAGAAUGACAGUCCUGAACUUGCGUCGUUUGUUGUAUCCGUUUAUCUACUGGGCUUCUCUUUUGGGCCAUUGAUCAUUGCUCCGCUCUCUGAGAUGUACGGCCGUGUCCCACUAUACACCGCCUGCAACAUUCUGUUCGUCUUGUUUAACGUUGCUUGCGCCCUUGCCAAUUCCCUCGGUGCCCUGAUCGUUUUCCGUUUCCUGGCUGGCGCCUCGGGUAGUGCGCCCCUGACAAUCGGUGCUGGCACUAUCGCCGAUAUGAUUCGACAGGAGAAACGAGGUGGUGCGAUUGCAGCGUGGGCUCUUGGUCCACUUCUUGGACCAGUUAUUGGACCGGUUGCUGGAGGUUUCUUGACGGAAGCUAUGGGAUGGCGAUGGACCUUCUGGGUUCUGGCUAUUGCGGGCGGUGCAGUUACCCUCAACACAUUCUUCUGGUUGAAUGAGUCUUAUCAUCCAACCAUCCUAGCCCACAAGACGAAGCGCCUUAUCAAGGAAACCGGGAACACGAACCUCAAAUCCGCCCUCGACUCUGGACAAAAGCCAAAGGAACUUUUCCUUCUUUCCAUUGUGCGCCCAACGAAGAUGCUUUUCUUCUCACCCAUCGUUUUCCUACUCUCCCUAUAUGCUGCGGUUGUGUAUGGUUAUCUUUACCUACUAUUCACCACUAUCUCUGGCGUCUUCAUCGGAAAGUAUCACUUUUCUCAGGGUACUGUUGGCCUUUCAUUUUUAGGCGUGGGAAUCGGAUGCUUGCUCGGCUUGGCUGCUCUAGGCGGAUCAUCAGACCGUAUCCUCAAAUACCUUGCCGCCAGAUCUGGCGGUGUUAUGAAACCCGAAUUUCGCCUUCCUCCACUCAUCCCGGGCAGUUUUUUCCUACCGAUUGGACUCUUCUGGUAUGGCUGGUCUGCUGAGAAAGGAGUUCAUUAUAUCGUUCCUAUCAUUGGAACGGCAUUCGUUGGUAUCGGCAUGAUAUUUACCUUUAUGACUAUCUCCACCUACUUAGUCGACGCAUAUACUCGUCACUCCGCCAGUGCACUAGCUGCUAAUACCGUUCUUCGCUCCAUCUUUGGUGCUGUGUUACCCCUUUGCGGUGAAAGGAUGUACCGCGCUCUCGGUCUAGGAUGGGGUAACUCCCUUCUCGCAUUUAUCGCUCUAGCCCUAGCGCCACUCCCAGUUGUCUUCUACGUAUAUGGAGAGCGCAUACGUACUAGCAAACGAUUCGCAGUUAUUCUCUAA